This is a messenger RNA of Aspergillus pseudotamarii, 2112 nucleotides long. Its product is annotated as bifunctional terpene synthase/polyprenyl synthetase family protein. The coding region runs from base 1 to 2112 and encodes 703 amino acids. The transcript is spliced from 9 exons. Gene Ontology annotation, molecular function: prenyltransferase activity. Lineage: Eukaryota; Fungi; Ascomycota; Eurotiomycetes; Eurotiales; Aspergillaceae. Gene Ontology annotation, biological process: isoprenoid biosynthetic process. The record is from RefSeq and is a predicted model, not a curated record.
AUGGAACAGACACCCUCGAACUUUGAGGGCGACACAUCGUAUCGUGUUGAGCGUUCGGCGCCGGAUAUCGAAGGCUUCUGUCAUCACUAUGCCCUGCGCCGGCACAAGUACGAGGAGAGGGCAAACCUAGGAUCCCUCCAAUGCCGGGCACACUGGGUGAAGUAUAUCGGUCCGAUCGAAAGAUGGGGAAGCUGCAACCCUUACGAAGGACAUUUCGGCUCUGUGGUCCUACCGCUGUGCAAGCCAGACAGACUUGCAAUCAUUAGUUACAUCUUCGAGUAUGCCUUCUUGUACGAUAAUGUCGUUGAAUCAUCUGCCAAAGCAAUAUUGAACACACAUGCAGAUAAUAUCGGCCUGGAUGAAACGGAGUACCGCACCGUGCGAUCGGUGUCAGGAACAAAACAGAUUCAGUCCAAGAUGAUGCUCGAACUGCUCUCCAUUGAUCCGGUGUGUGCCGAAGUUGUUCUUGACUCCUGGAAAACGAUGAUCGCGACAACUGCGAAGCACGACAAAGCAAGGCCGUUCAGUAACCUAGACGAAUAUGUGGACUACCGAAUCAUUGACACCGGGGCGCCCUUCGUCGAUACAUUGAUGCGUUUUGGCAUGGGCAUCCUGUUGACAGAGGAAGAGAUCAAGACCGUUGCCCCCAUUGUUAAACCUUGUUAUGCGGCGCUAGGCUUAGCCAACGACUACUUCUCAUUCGACGUGGAGUGGAAGGAAUUCCAGGAGAGAGUGUGUGACGAAGGUGCCAUGACGAGCGCAGUAUGGCUGUUUAUGCAGUGGAACAAUGUCGAUAUUACAACGGCAAAGAGACUAGUGCGGGAGGUGACAAACCAGUACGAGGAAGAAUACCAAAGGCGUGUGGAGGAAUUCAUUCUGGGACAAGGACGCAACGCUACCAAGCUACAUACUUACUUGCAAGCGUUGGCGUACCAGAUUCCCGGCAACAUAGCCUGGAGUUUGCGUUGUCCAAGGUACCAUUCCGAACUUUGCGACGAGGCAGGCCGCCUUCUGGAGAAUGAAAUAUCCUCUGAAAAGGCAACCAACGUAUUAAGUCGCCCUGGCGACCAUGAGCGACAGUCAAAUACAUCCGGAUCUGAGAAGUCGCCGGUGUGGACUGCGGAUGAGAAUUCCUCGAAAAGGUCGUCUGCAUCAUCUAUUGAUGCAUUCGCAGAAGAGAUUCAACUACCUAAGCAGGAGCAGCUAGGCACAGAGGUAGGGCUCAUGGCAAUCUAUUAUAGUCCGGCUGACUACAUUCGCUCCCUUCCGUCAAAAGGUGUCCGAGAAGCAUUCGUUGAUGCGAUGAAUGUCUGGCUAAUCCUUCCAAACGAUGUCGUAAGCCGCGUGAAAUCCAUCGCAGAAACACUUCACAACGCUUCUCUGCUGCUAGACGAUAUCGAAGACUCAUCGCCACUCCGCCGGGGGCAACCAGCAGCCCAUAUGAUAUUUGGACAGGGCGAAACCAUAAAUUCAGCCAACUACCUACUAAUACAGGCGAUGGACCAAGUACGAAAGCUCGAGAAUCCGCGCUGCAUGGAUGUUUUCGUGGAAGAGAUGCGGAACCUUUUCAUCGGCCAGAGCUUCGAUCUCUAUUGGACUCGGCAGGGCGAGUGUCCAUCACAGAAUGAAUACCUCGAGAUGAUUAGCCAAAGCGGCCUCUUUCGCUUACUCGCUCGGCUGAUGACGGAAAAGGCACCUUCACAACACAACAGCACUACCACACUUGACUCGCUCGUCAGCCUACUAGGGCAAUACUUCCAAAUCCGCGACGAUUACAAGAAUCUAACAGAAGAUUAUACAACCCAAAAAGGAUUCUGCGAAGACCUCGACGAGGGCAAAUAUUCCUUCCCAUUAGUCCAUGCGCUCACUACGCAACCGCACAACUUCCAGCUGCGUGGUAUCCUGCGGGAAUCGCGAAAUACACAAGGCAUGAGUUUGCCACUCAAAGAAUGUGUUCUUCAACAGCUGGGACAGGCUGGAAGCAUGGAGUAUACCCACUCGAUAUUGGCAAAGCUAAUGAAGGAUAUUAUGAGUGAGAUUGGGUCAGUGGAACAGAAGACUGGGUGCUCGAACUGGGUGCUACGAUUGUUGGUGACUCGACUGCAAGUUUGA